AUGAUCAACGGCAGCCGGGGCCUCGGCAGCCAGCGCCCCAUCCGAAGAUACAAGCAAGGGCUGCAAAGUCACCUCUGGGGCACUGCCCAGUGGGUGCAUUUCCACCUGCUGUUUCCACCUGUUAGUUUGCUUGCUCAGGAUGAGCUACCAGGACCACUGCUUCCUAACUUGGGGGCUGAGCUGGGUGGGUGCUUCCCUGUGGCUGAGAACAGUUACGGGACUUUGAAAUUCACUUCCCACUCUCUUGUCUUCCAUGCAGUUAUUUUGCUGGACUCCAAGGAGUCCCAGGCGGAGCUGGGCUGGACCUCACACCCAUCGAACGGGUGGGAGGAGAUCAGCGGCGUGGAUGAAAACUACAAGCCGAUCCGCACCUACCAGGUCUGCAAUGUCAUGGAGGCAAACCAGAACAAUUGGCUGCAGACGGGCUGGAUCGCACGCCGUGAUGGGCAGCGGAUCUUCAUUGAGCUGAAGUUCACCCUGCGGGACUGCAACAGCAUCCCUGGCGUGGCAGGGACCUGCAAGGAGACCUUCAACCUGUACUACGCGGAGGCGGACACCGACCUGGGCCACAGCCUGCGUGAGAGCAAGCACACCAAGAUCGACACCAUCGCUGCCGAUGAGAGCUUCACGCAGGGUGACCUGGGCGAGCGCAAGAUGAAGCUGAACACGGAGCUGCGGGAGAUCGGGCACCUCACCAAGCGUGGCUUCCACCUGGGCUUCCAGGACGUGGGCGCCUGUGUGGCCCUGGUGUCUGUGAAGGUCUAUUACAAAAAGUGCCUCUCCACGGUGCAGAACCUGGCUGUGUUCCCCGACACCGUGGCCGAGGCUGCAUUCGCCACCCUGGUCGAAGUGAAGGGCGCCUGUGUCAACCAUUCUGAAGUGGACCUGGAUAACCCUCCCCGGAUGCAUUGCAGCGCAGAGGGGGAGUGGUUGGUGCCCAUUGGGAAGUGUACGUGCAGUGCCGGCUUCGAAGAGAAGGACGGCGGGUGUGAAGCCUGCCGCCCUGGGUUUUACAAGCUGUCACCCCGGCUCACUCUCUGCACUCCCUGCCCCGAGCACAGCCUCUCCCGCCAGGAAGCCGCCACGUUCUGCACAUGCCAGAAGAACUACUCCCGGUCCCCAUUGGACCCGCCGUCUGCCUCUUGCACCCGCCCGCCCUCGGCCCCACGGAAUCUGGUCUACAGCCUGAAGCAGUCAACGCUGGUGCUGGAGUGGAGCGCGCCGGCUGACCUGGGCGGGCGCAGUGACAUCACUUACAGCCUGCUGUGCACGUGCUGUGCUGCGGCGCCCCAGGGCCUAUGUGAGCCAUGCGGCAGUAGCGUGGGCUUCGUGCCACAGCAGGCAGGGCUGGUGGAGCGGACCGUCACACUGGUGAACCUGCUGCCCCACGCCCACUACACCAUCCGCGUGGCAGCCGCCAAUGGUGUCUCUGACUACAGCCCUUGGGUGAAGCAGCAGUACGCCGAGGUGAAUGUCUCCACCGGCCUCACAGCGCCAUCUCUUGUCACUGACAUCCGCACUGAUAGCAUUGACCAGAAGAGCAUUUCCCUGUCCUGGCAGGAGCCGGGCUUCCCGAGCACCAAUAACACUGAGUAUGAAAUCAAGUACUAUGAAAAGGAUCAAAGGGAUCAGAGCUACUCAACCAUGAAAACUGCGGCAACUGCCGUGACCAUCCAGAACCUGAAGCCGGGCACCAUCUACGUCUUCCAGAUCCGGGUGUCCGCUGCUCAGGACUAUGGGAACUACAGCCCUAGCAUCGAGGUGGAAACCCUGGGAGAGCUGACAGUGGCUUCGAGCGAGCAGAACCCAGUCAUCGUCAUCGUCGUUGUGGCCAUCGCUGGGCUCAUCGUACUGGUUUCCAUGGUGAUCGGGGUGAUGAUCUGGAAGAGACAAUGUGGGUACAGCAAAGCCAGCCAGGACGGGGAUGAGGAGCUGUACUUCCACUUCAAGAUCCCCACGCGGAGGACAUACAUCGACCCCGACACCUGCGAGGACCCCAUGCAGGCUGUGCACCUCUUUGCCAAGGAGCUCGAUGAUGCCAGCAUCAAGAUCGAGAGGAUUAUCGGGACAGGUGAGUUUGGGGAAGUCUGCCAGGGCUGCUUGAAACUCCCCAGCAAGCGGGAGCUGCCGGUGGCCAUCCAGACCCUCCGCGCAGGCUGCUCGGACAAGCAGAAACGCGCCUUCCUGGCAGAAGCCAGCACCAUAGGCCAGUUCGACCACUUCAACAUCAUCCGCCUGGAAGGCGUCAUCACCCAAGGGAACACCAUGAUGACGGUGCUGGAGUACAUGGGGAAUGGGGUGCUGGAUUCCUUCCUGCGGAAGCACGAGGGGCAGUUCACAACCACGCAGCUGAUGGGCAUGCUGCACGGCAUCGCUGCUGGCAUGAAAUACCUGACGGAGAUGGGCUAUGUGCAUCGGAGCCUGGCCGCCCACAAGGUGCUGGUGAACAGCAACCUGGUUUGCAAAAUAUCCGGCUUCCGGCAGCCACAGGAGGAUAAGAUGGAGACCAUCUUCACCACCAUGGGAGGGAAGAGCCUCGUGCUGUGGUCGGCCCCCGAGGCCAUCCAGUACCAGCACUUCAGCUCAGCCAGCGACGUGUGGAGCUUCGGCAUCGUCAUGUGGGAAGUGAUGUCCUACGGAGAGAGGCCGUACUGGGAUAUGUCCAACCAGGAUGUGAUGAAGGCCAUCGAGGAUGGGUUCCGGCUCCCAGCGCCAAUGAACUGCCAGCCGCCCCUGCACCAGCUCAUGCUGGACUGCUGGCAGAAGGACCGCAGUCAGCGGCCCAGGUUCUCACAGGUCCACAGCAUCCUCAGCAACAUGGUGCAGAACCCAGAGCCCCCCAAGUGCAACACCUCCACCUGCACCAGGACCCACAGCACCUCCAUCCCCCUCACCGAACGCACUUUCUCAGCCUUCCCAUCUUUCAGCUCCGUGGGCGAGUGGCUGGAAGACAUAGAGAUGGGCCGCUACAAAGAUAACUUUGCUGCUGCCGGCUACUGCUACCUGGAAUCAGUGGCCAGAAUGACAGUGCAAGACGUCCUGAGCCUGGGCAUCACAGUGCUGGAGCAUCAGAAGACCCUACUGAGUGGCAUCCAGACCCUGCGCGCCCAGGUGAUCCAGAUGCACGGCCGCGGCGUGCAGGUGUGAGGCCGGCCAGAACGCAUGUGCUCUGUACACCAGCUUCAAGCUCCCUGGGGUGGAGGAUGUGACCCCCAAACCGGACCGAACCCCUGACCGGACCAAGAGCAGCCGCACCAGCAGGAUGCAGGGAGGUGCAGGGCUGCCGCUGGCUUGGUCUGUCCAGACAGGCAUGGGGCACGUAGGGCUUAGUGCUUCCGGCCCUGGGGCAGUCUUGCAUACCCACAGCAGCAGCCUCAGUGGCGGGCUUGAUCACCUCUCCCUGUCCCCACUGCACUGAGUAGAACGAGAGUUGAGCUAGUGUGAGGCUGUUCCUGGCUGUGCCAGGGUGUGAUGGUGGUUGGGCCCCAAGCACUGGGUCUGAAUAGAGGGUUGACAGUGUUUCUGUCCUGAGGUUCUGCCAAUUAUGUCCCCAGCGCAGCUCUUCUACAAACCAGCACGUUUCACUGCCCUGGGACAUGGUGGGGCUCGGCACACAUGAACAGCCUGGCAUUGGGGAGGUGAUGGGAGCUGUGCACUGUGCACAAAGGAGCCAGGAGCCCUGCUCCCCCUGCCCUGCUGCAUCCCUGCCCUCUCCAGCACCCCAGGCCCAGCCACGUCCUCGGCCAACGCGUGGAAGGAAGGGUGACUUAUGUCCCUAAGGUUCUUCUGAGCAGGCGAGUUCCAGGGAGGAGAGAAAAGCCCUGAUGGAAGUGGUCUCCCUGGGGGGCUGUCCUGGCAGGGCUCCUUUUGUGUUUACUUGGUUUGGUGGCUGCAUCUCUGCAGGGCCCUGUGGGUGCUCAGCAAAGGGGGCAGGGCA
Gavialis gangeticus (Gharial) is the source of this 3937-nucleotide messenger RNA. It is a transcript of the gene EPHA10, whose product is annotated as EPH receptor A10. NCBI's taxonomy places the organism in Eukaryota, Metazoa, Chordata, Crocodylia, Gavialidae. Bases 1 to 3147 code for a protein of 1048 amino acids. The record is from RefSeq and is a predicted model, not a curated record. Gene Ontology annotation, biological process: cell surface receptor protein tyrosine kinase signaling pathway; protein phosphorylation; axon guidance. Gene Ontology annotation, molecular function: ATP binding; protein binding; transmembrane-ephrin receptor activity. The transcript has 17 exons. Gene Ontology annotation, cellular component: neuron projection; plasma membrane.